This is a messenger RNA of Poecilia latipinna (sailfin molly), 921 nucleotides long. It is a transcript of the gene gemin7, whose product is annotated as gem (nuclear organelle) associated protein 7. NCBI's taxonomy places the organism in Eukaryota, Metazoa, Chordata, Actinopteri, Cyprinodontiformes, Poeciliidae. The coding region runs from base 119 to 505 and encodes 128 amino acids. Gene Ontology annotation, cellular component: SMN-Sm protein complex. The transcript has 2 exons. Gene Ontology annotation, biological process: spliceosomal snRNP assembly. The record is from RefSeq and is a predicted model, not a curated record.
CAGUACACCAAAACUUCGUUUGCCUGCUUGGAUCAAUGGGAGGAAGAAGACACACCAGAAACGUUGUCUGUUAGCAACUGCUAAUGUUGCUAACAGGACGAAGCCGUCAAAUCUCAACAUGGCCACACCAGUUCCUGUGCUUCGCCUACCGAAAGGUCCGGACCCGAACAGCCGAGGGUUCGACCCAAACUCUCCUCGCUUCAUCGCCCUGUGCCGCACGUCCAUCCCCACGUCAGCCGCGGCGGAGUCGGACCCCCAGCAGCUGCAGGAGGAGCAGCAUGCGCGUUCGGUGCUGAGAGAGCGCUUCCUGCGCUGCCUGCUCGCCAUGUCCAACAAGAAGGUUCGGUUCCACAUGCACGAGAAGGUGAACGUCGAGGCCACGUUUGGGGCGUCGGACAUCGACGUGCUCAACUUUCAGGUGUCCGACCUGCACACUCCCAUCGGGGUGCAGAAAGAGGCCCUCAUCAGAAGUCAGGAUGUCAUUUCAUUCACAUUUGAUGCAUGACACUUUCCCAUGUUUUGAUCUGAGCGACGGUCUUCUCACUUCAGGAUGAUAUUGUUGUACAAUAUCUUUGCAAACGUAAGAUUCAUAUUCAGAUUUUGCAUCCCCACAAACUGUUUAAGUGCCACCACAAGAGGGAGCCAUUUAUUCAUCAUGGACAAAGUGGUAUUUUUUAGACCUUUUGAUCAAAAACCAAGCUGAACCUGAUGCUGUUUGCUGGGAGAUUGAUAGUAUUGCAGUUUUAUUCACAGUUUGAUUCUCAGUCCUUCCUGACAAGCUGCCUGAUAUUAACAGUAUAACAACAUGUCACCUAAAUGGCCACAUUUCCAUCGUCUUCUGAUGUGCAACAAGUGUUUUUUUUUUGUUUAUAUUUCUCAUCCUUUCUACAUUUAUGUUUUUGUAUUUACCCAUUUUUGUAC